This is a messenger RNA of Mus musculus (house mouse), 2521 nucleotides long. It is a transcript of the gene B3gnt3, whose product is annotated as UDP-GlcNAc:betaGal beta-1,3-N-acetylglucosaminyltransferase 3. The transcript is spliced from 3 exons. Gene Ontology annotation, molecular function: acetylglucosaminyltransferase activity; hexosyltransferase activity; beta-1,3-galactosyl-O-glycosyl-glycoprotein beta-1,3-N-acetylglucosaminyltransferase activity. Gene Ontology annotation, biological process: glycoprotein biosynthetic process; poly-N-acetyllactosamine biosynthetic process. Lineage: Eukaryota; Metazoa; Chordata; Mammalia; Rodentia; Muridae. Gene Ontology annotation, cellular component: Golgi membrane; membrane. The record is from RefSeq and is a predicted model, not a curated record. The coding region runs from base 172 to 1290 and encodes 372 amino acids.
UCCUUGGCUACUAGGAAGCUCGACUCACUGGAGGGAGGAGCGGGAAAGGGAGAACAGGGAAGAAGCGGAGGAAGGCGAGUAGCCAAGAGCCAGCUCAAGGCGGUCGCCCAGGUAAACAGUGUGGCCUCCGGGGUUGUCUGGAGCCCGCGAUCGCAGCUCCGCCCCCACGCCAUGCGGCUGCCAAGGCAGAGCCCCUACGAGAUCCUCCUCCUGGUCUUGGUCGCCUUGCUGGUGCUGCUGCUGCUCCUGACCAGCAAGUCACCGCCCAGCUGCUCUGCCCCUGAGAGGUCCAAGGAGCCUGAAGACAACCCCGGGUGGGCCACGGGCCACCCACGCACACACCCCGCCCGGUGCCGAGCUAAUCUAUCCGUGUCCUCGCACCCCGACUUCGCGGGGCUGCCCUUACACGUGCGCGACUUCUUGUUCUACCGCCACUGCCGCGACUUCCCAGUGCUCCGAGAGCCGCGGGUUACCAAGUGCGCGGAGCCCGUGUUCCUGCUGCUCGCCAUCAAGUCCUCGCCUGCAAACUAUGGGCGCCGCCAGAUGCUGCGCACGACGUGGGCGCGCGAGAGACGGGUGCGUGGGGCGCCACUGCGCCGCCUCUUCCUUGUGGGCUCAGACCGCGACCCACAACAAGCACGCAAAUACAACCGACUGCUGGAGCUGGAAGCGCAGAAAUACGGCGACAUUCUCCAGUGGGAUUUCCAUGACUCCUUCUUUAACCUGACGCUUAAGCAGGUCCUUUUCCUGGAGUGGCAGCUAACCUACUGUACCAACGCCAGCUUCGUGCUCAAUGGGGACGACGAUGUGUUCGCACACACGGACAACAUGGUCACCUACCUGCAGGACCACGACCCGGACCAACACCUCUUCGUGGGGCACCUGAUCCAGAACGUGGGUCCCAUCCGGGUGCCCUGGAGCAAGUACUUCAUCCCCGCUCUGGUGAUGGCGGAGGACAGAUACCCGCCCUACUGUGGUGGCGGCGGCUUCCUGCUGUCGCGUUUUACCGUGGCCGCCCUACGUCGCGCCGCGCGCGUCCUCCCCAUGUUCCCAAUCGACGACGUGUUCCUGGGCAUGUGUCUGCAGCAGCAGGGUCUGGCUCCCGGGACGCACAGCGGAGUGCGCACUGCGGGGGUUUUCCCCCCUAGCCCACGUGUGUCAUCCUUCGACCCCUGCUUCUACCGCGACCUGCUCCUCGUGCACCGCUUCCUGCCCUUCGAGAUGCUGCUGAUGUGGGAUGCGCUGAACCAGCCCCAGCUCCUCUGCGGCAGGCAGAGCCCCGCCUACUGAGAGGUUUGGGGGAGUUGACAUCCCCUAGCUCAUGUCCUGCCUCAUCCACGUGCAAAGGGCUGGCUUCAAGGAGAAGUUCAAAGUGAGGGGCAGAAAGGUGGGUCUGAGGAGUUCAUAGGGCAAACUCCUAAGUACGCUUGGAAACCCUCUUGGUACUGUUCACAGCAGGAACUCUGAGUCUAGCCAACUCUGAGUGGCUCUAAGUGGCCGCUAAGCAAAAACUGCUGUGGACAGAGCCCAUGGGUUUUAGGCUCUGGGCCUUGGCCUCUCUCAGGCCCCCAAGGAAUUGGGCAGAGGAACAAGGUGGAUUUUAAACUGAGGUGCUCAGAGAUCUUGACUUGACCCCCACUAGUGUCUCCCAAGAACUUGGAGAACCACAGGGGCAGGAGGGGUCCUGUGUCCCACAGACCGGGCUGGCAGGAAAUAAAGUCCAUAGAAGGUUGAACGUGAUUGUAGGGGGAAGGUUAAGAUAAAACUCAGGGCUCUGCCACGUUUUAAUUUUAUCUAUUUAGGAAGGGAGCCAGGUCCUGUCUUCCUCUCUGUUUGGGUCCUGGGACUUGAACUCAAAUCUUCAGGCUUGGCAGCAAGUGCCUCCAUUAACUGAGUCAUCUCGCCAGUGCCUUUUUAGUUUUCAGCACUACUCAUGUUUUAACACCGGCUGCUCUACCCCACCUCUCUUUGACCUUCAAUAUUAACUCAUUGCAACAUGUUCACAUCUACAGCAUGGCUGUAUGUGGCUCCUGCCUCCCCUUGCUCCCUUCCCUGUAGCUACUUUGUGGGUUCUUUUUCUUCCAAAAUUGCAACCCCUCCCCAACACCAGACAGGAGAGAAAAAAGUAUAGAGGAAAGAAAAGAGAUUACCCAAUAAAGUCUCAGCGCUUGGAAAGGUGGUAAUGUUACUUUUAGACCUGCUGUUACUGUUAAUCCUGCUGAUUCCUUGGGGCAAGUUUUGAUCUUCCCUGUCAAAAUAUCUAGUUUUUUCUUGUCCUUGUUUCUUCUUCGAGGAUGACUACUUAGCAAACCUCCACUAACAAGAACAACCCACCCUCUGGGUCCCUAGCAUUUAUAAACCCUCUAAUGAGUCCCCAGAAUUCCAAACAUCACACAAUUGCAGAAGCUGCAAAAUCGCAUCUGCUAUAGCACAAAGCAAUGCAUAGUCAGGUGCUGGGGACUGGCAGAAGCAUUCCCACACCCCAUACCUGGGAUCAAAAUGAGAACACUUUCCUAUAAGA